AUGACUAUGUUUACACAGACAGGAGGAUUGGUAGAGGAGGGUCACUUGCAGGAUCAAGUUUUGACGCCAUUACAGCCCCAUACGAUUCUGCUUAAAGAUGGAGAGACGGUCGCGACCAUGUACCCAAUACCGGCUAACGCAGAUCUUCUGCCAGUGGGAUUGUUGGCCUUCUUGCUGGACGAAUUCAAUAUGGAAAUAGAGAAGGGCGACAGCUUCCCAUACUACGAGACGUUAUCGUUGAAACAGUUCAAAGAAGCAUGGUUCCAUGCUGAUGGCCAUAUAGCUGUCAUGGUGCUGGGCGAGGUGCCUGAGCUUGACUACAGCAUGGAAAACGAUUUGUCAGACUUGGAGAAUAACUAUGGGACAGAUAUUGAGACGAUGAGGCAAACUUCACAGUACAAGAAGCGCAAGAAGCGUCGAAACUUAAACUUGAACAUCCAAUGGGAAAAGCAAUGUCUGGGCAUAUUUUCGCUGCAACCUGCGUAUCCAGGACGUUCAUCUCAUAUUGUUACGGGUACUUUUUUGGUUAACGCCGGCAUUCGCGGCAAGAGAAUUGGCCGAACCCUGGUGGAGACCUUCAUCGAAUGGUCAAAGAGGCUUGGUUUCACUUCAUGUUACUUCCCAUUGAUUUACGGGACAAAUGUCGGGAUCCGACGAAUACUGGAGAGUCUGAAUUUCAAGAGAAUAGGCAAGCUGCCAGAAUCGGGCAUCCUGAAGGGAUUCGACGUUCCGGUCGAUUCGUUCAUCUACGGGAAGGAGUUUACACAUAUUACUAAGAGCAUCGAUCUUUUACGAGAUCCUCAGAAGACGAACGACAUUGCCAAGUAUGAGCGACUGAAAUAUUACCUUGAAACAGGCAAAUACCCUGCGAACUGCGAUCGGAACGAAAAGGCGCGACUACGGGUAAGCUCGAGGACCCACUCCGUUCUCAAUGGUAAGCUAAUGACCCGGGGACGCGAAAUAGUGUUUGAGCCUGAUAGGCAGCGCCAGAUCGCUAUGGAAAUGCACGCCGUAGAGCACCAGGGGAUAAAUAAGAUAACCACGCGAAUCGUUGAGAGAUAUCACUGGAAAGGCAUCAAGAAUACGGUAUCAGAAGUGAUUGCCCAGUGUCACCGCUGUAAGAUGAGACACCAGGACGGCGUCGGUGUAAUCGUAAAGCCCGGCAAGUCUGUGAAACAGGCCCAUAUGUUUGCAGCACACAGCGAGAGCACGGACGACGAUCUCGAUCAUUCUGCACAGCUCUCGAGGAUGGCUGCCGUAGUGGUGGGAUCACUACAGGCGGAUGUGGAUGACCACGAAUCCGCCAAGGAUUCGACCCCGGCAGACGCUGAAGAGCGCCAGAGCGCAACGCCCCAAGUCACAAGCCUCGAUUUCGAUAAACUAGACAAGUCCCACAACCAACUCAUGCAGCCAAUGCUGAGUACUGAACAAUCCAUGAACGCCUUCAACCGUUUUAUGGAAGAGGAGCAACAAAGGAAAAGACGCAAGUUUACCAGCGUCAACAGCAACGCCGACAACAACCCAGAGAACUUCGAGCAAGAGACUCCAGGCACCGUGCCAGUCCUGGAUAAAAACGACCAGAACCUGAUGGACGACGCAAUAUUGGGACUCCAGGAGAAUGUGAUGGCAGCCGUAGAGCUUGCCCACAAAGGGCGAACAGCGGAACAGACACCGGACUCUGCAGACGAUGACGCUGGCGGCGCCAGUGUCUUUUACUGA
Messenger RNA from Torulaspora globosa, 1719 nucleotides. RefSeq names its product Spt10p (gene SPT10). The transcript has a single exon. The record is from RefSeq and is a predicted model, not a curated record. Bases 1 to 1719 code for a protein of 572 amino acids. Gene Ontology annotation, molecular function: acyltransferase activity, transferring groups other than amino-acyl groups. NCBI's taxonomy places the organism in Eukaryota, Fungi, Ascomycota, Saccharomycetes, Saccharomycetales, Saccharomycetaceae.